UAUACUCGGCAGUCUCGCCUGAGUUUUCCUGCGAUAUUGCAAACUAGCACUUGGCCUACCCUGCAAGCAAGUGAAGCUCCGGCCAAAAAAUCAACCCACCCACCACAGCAAAACCGAUCAACCCGGAUUCCGAAGCAUCCAUGUCGACUUUGAAAGUGAGUGUUAAGUGGCAGAAGGAGGUAUUUCCGGAUGUUGAAAUUGAUACUAGCCAGUCCCCAUAUUUGUUCAAGUGCCAGUUGUUUGACUUGACUGGAGUACCACCUGAAAGGCAAAAGAUUAUGGUAAAAGGUGGUCUUCUUAAGGACGAUGCAGAUUGGUCGAAAGUAGGAGUUAAGGAGGGCCAAAGAUUGAUGAUGAUGGGGACUGCUGAUGAGAUAGUUAAGGCACCCGAAAAAGGCCCCGUUUUUGCAGAAGACAUGCCAGAGGAAGAUCUUGUUGUCAAUGUGGGUCAUUCUGCUGGCUUAUUUAACCUUGGAAAUACCUGCUACAUGAAUUCCACGGUGCAGUGCCUACAUUCUGUUCCUGAGUUAAAGUCUGCUUUGAUGAAGUACCCAUCAUCCAGUAGCAAUAACCUGGAUCAGGCUUCUCAGCUUUUGACAGCCGCCACUCGAGAUUUAUUUAAUGAUCUUGAUAAGAACAUUAAACCAGUCGCUCCAAUGAAAUUUUGGACGGAAUUGCGGAAGAAGUAUCCUCAAUUUGGCCAGCUACAUAAUGGAGCCUUCAUGCAGCAGGAUGCUGAAGAAUGUUGGACACAACUUCUCUAUACUCUUUCCCAGUCUCUGAAAUCAACAAAUUCUAGUGAACCGCAGGAUCCUGUGAAGGAACUUUUUGGUAUUGAGUUUGUUAGCAGGAUUCACUGUGCUGAAAGUGGUGAAGAAAGUACAGAGAAAGAAUCUGUUUAUUCAUUGAAGUGCCACAUUUCACAAGAGGUUAAUCAUUUGCAUGAGGGCUUGAAACGCGCUUUAAAAUCAGAACUAGAAAAAGCUUCUCCUGCUUUGGGACGUAGUGCGAUUUAUGUAAAAGAAUCACGCAUUAAUGACUUGCCGAGAUAUUUAACUAUUCAAUUUGUACGGUUUUUCUGGAAGCGGGAAUCAAAUCAGAAAGCAAAAAUCUUGCGGAAAGUUGACUAUCCAUUGGAGCUAGAUAUUUUUGAUUUGUGUUCAGAUGAGCUUCGGAAGAAAUUGGAAGGUCCUCGUCGGUUUCUAAGGGACGAGGAAGGUAAAAAAUUUGGUCUUAAAACCAAUGAGAAGAGCUCUGUUUCUGACAAAGAUGUGGUGAUGGCCAACACAGAGGAAUCGUCAAAUGGCAGUGGGGAGUCAUCCAAAGAUGCUUCUCAGGAAGGGAAAGAGUCUCUCCUGACCGGAAUCUAUGAUUUGGUCGCGGUGCUGACACACAAAGGCAGAAGUGCUGAUUCUGGCCAUUAUGUUGCAUGGGUGAAGCAAGAAAAUGGUCAGACCUUUGAUAAAUGUUUCUGAUUGGCAGCCUAGUUUAGGUUAUGUGCUCAUUGAUUAACAAGUCAAUUUGUUUCUCUACGUCAGGAAAAUGGAUCCAAUUUGAUGAUGAUAAUCCAAUCCUCCAGCGGGAGGAAGAUAUUCCAAAACUUUCUGGAGGGGGUGAUUGGCAUAUGGCUUACAUUUGCAUGUACAAGGCCCGUGUGGUUUCAAUGUAAUUUUCUUUUUUCUUUUUCUGGUUAGUCUGCCAUGGACAAUUUUUUUGAAUCAUAACUUGGAGCAUUAUGAUGAUCGUCUUUGGAUUUUCCAAUGCUUCAUUUUUUUUCGGGUCAAUAUACUAGUCUUCUGCACAAUGAAUGUGCCACUACUUUUUAACUUGACAGUGAAUUUUUUGUUGCACUUUUCCUCGUGCCUUUGCUAUUAAACUUGAGGAAUAGAUAUAGUUGGUAGAACGGUAUGAAUCUAGUGAUUUUCAGACAAUCGAAGAUCUUACCACUAGAAAUACUUACGAGUUUUAUUUUUGAUUACUUAAGUGUACAAGAAAUAGAUUAGCGAUAUCAUACUAUAAAAUUGACACCAUAAAAUGUGUCCCGAUAAAUGGGGAACAAAAACUAAACAGUACAAUCUGACGUAUAUAGAUGCUGCUUCGUUCACCCAUGAGUUUCUAAGGCUGCUUUUCAGCAAUAGGAGACUCUUGAACAUUUCAGGGCACCAGAGGAGCUAGUCAAGUCCCUUACUUUUCUUGCAUCUUCGACCGGAAAAGCCUGUUCCGGGGUGUAGUUCGGCUUCAGGGAGGUGCCCUUGUCAGUGCCUCUUGAUUGGACGAAAGAGGCACCGUUUUCGAACACAUCGCCCACAGACAGAAAAUUCCAUAUCCUCCCACUACCUUGUUUCCUCCAAGUCACCU
Messenger RNA from Oldenlandia corymbosa var. corymbosa, 2358 nucleotides. The record is from the annotation of a GenBank genome assembly. Lineage: Eukaryota; Viridiplantae; Streptophyta; Magnoliopsida; Gentianales; Rubiaceae.